Messenger RNA from Trematomus bernacchii (emerald rockcod), 7275 nucleotides. RefSeq names its product ArfGAP with GTPase domain, ankyrin repeat and PH domain 3 (gene agap3). Gene Ontology annotation, cellular component: nucleus. Lineage: Eukaryota; Metazoa; Chordata; Actinopteri; Perciformes; Nototheniidae. Gene Ontology annotation, molecular function: GTPase activity; protein binding; GTP binding. The transcript is spliced from 18 exons. The record is from RefSeq and is a predicted model, not a curated record. The coding region runs from base 434 to 4441 and encodes 1335 amino acids.
AAGAGCUCAGAGAUUAAGGGGUUUGUCUGCACCGCCAACAACAAGGACGGCUCACUCUGCGUAACUUGCCAAAGAGGAAGGUUGAUUCAAGUUUUCUCUAAAUGUGCAACUUUUGCAACUAUUAGAGAUAAGACUUUUUUGCCAAACGAGCAGUGGAUUUUUUUCUUUUCUUUUGUUCAUCUGCCCAUGCAAUACAUGCAUAACUGAGUGUGGGGAAAAGGCAGCUACCAUCUAAAUGCCUGUGUGAGUCUGUGUGAAUUAAGGAGCCUGAGUUUUUUCCCAUGUCAAAGGUGAAGGAUUAUGCCUGGCAUAGGAAUGUAGUCUUCAAUUGAAGGAUUUUAUGAGUCUCAACAACUCCCAAGCAGAAUGUGAACAUUGGUUUGUGCUACGGGCUUGUGGAUGAGGAUGUAUUUGUAAAUCAGUUUUGGGUGCCAUGCUAUUCCUUAGCAGUGGGACCGUGGAUGUGACCCCAAGGAGUACAGCUAUUGGCCAACAGCAGCAGGGCAAAACUGUUUACCACAUCUCUGUAACCCUGAACGAAACACAGGGAGAUGCACUGGUGUCAGGACUGGGAAUGGGCCGGGUCACCCACACCUUGGUUGAGGAUUGCCAUCGAGGAGGAGAGAUGAUGAGUGUAGUGCCAAUGGAGAACAGCCCCAGGCUGGGCAGGGCACGGCAAGAGCUCGACAGGUGGCCCUCCCUGAGCCGCACAGGUAGAGCUGGGAGGCAAAGAGAGGAAGUAGUUGAGGAAGAAAAUGAGGAGGAGCUGGAGGAGGUGGAGGGAAAAAUGAAGACAGACAGGUUUUUGAAACAGCCCAGCAAAAACUCAGGUAACUCCUCACAGCAAGGCAGAGACGCUGCAGAGUCAGUCACUCUGACAGACACCCAGGCGCAACACAUUCAGAGCUCAACAUUACGACCUGUCACCGUCCAUGCUAAAGGGCUUGUCUUUGGGGAACAUGGCACUGUUGCAGGACAUAGCUCUCUGCCCCGGGCUGUGUUGCGAAGGACGCGCCAGGAUGAAGCCCCGCUGGGUAGGAGAACGGUAAGCAUGUAUGGCGACUCAGUCAAACAGCAAAAAGAUUCUCAACCUGAUCAAGAAAGGCGGCUGCGGAGGCCCAGGAGUGUGUGCAUGCUGGCAGGCCCAGGUCCAGUCCUGUCUGAGCCUCAGACCCAGCACCCCGUCAACAGGGCAGGCGUUUUGGACAGCAACCUGCAGAACAGGAGCAGGAAGGCUGAGCUGAGGGCUGUGGAUGGCCUCAAUCCUGCUCAGCGGCCUUUGUUUCUCGCAGAGGUGACCCCCAGGGUCAGCCAGAGGAACUGGAAGGCCAGGCCUGUCAGUAUGACAGUGCUGGAGCUAAGAAAGAGGGGCUCUGAUGAUGAGAUAGACAGCCAGAGGAGCGAUGGAGUAGGCUUUCUCAAAGGGGGAUUUCAUUGGAGGCUUUUUGGCAAAGCACCUCCUGAUAAAAGCAAAGAGAAGGAAAGUGACAAAGAUGCAAAAUCUUCUCCCAAAUCUUCUACAUCUGAUGCUCCAAAAAGUACACUGAGCUCGUUAAGACGGAGCCUCAGCCUGCGAAUCAGGAGGACUCGGCCCAGGGACAAAGUUACUCUAGGGUCUGAAAGGGAAUUAAAGGAGUGCUCUCGGAAUACAUGUACGGCCGAGGAGACAACAAUGAGUCCACGGCCCUUUUCGUAUCUCACAGGAAGAACACUUCCAACUUCCAGUGAGCAGAUUGAGGAUGGGGGAAUGCAAUACUUUCAGUACCACAGCAGGGGGGAGGUCAAAGUAAUGGAGGUACCCCUAUGUCCAACAAAACUGUCUUCCAAACCAGUUCAGGAAGAACCAAGCAUAUGGCAGCUUAUAGCCAACCGUUUCAGGCGGAAAGAGCAGACAUUCAGUGGCAAAUGUGAAAACCAGCAGUCCGAGAGCAACAACACCGGCCAAGAUCCCCUGGCAGAGAAUAAUAAGUCACUGCCAGUCGCCAUAGAGACUCUGGCAGGCAUUGACUCCCACAAAGGUCAAGACUCUUUCGUCAACAGCCAGGAAUGGACAUUGAGUCGGUCAGUGCCAGAGCUGAAAGUGGGCAUUGUGGGAAAUCUGUCCAGUGGAAAGUCUGCUUUGGUCCACCGGUACUUGACGGGCACAUAUGUGCAGGAAGAGUCUCCUGAAGGUGGACGGUUCAAGAAGGAAAUAGUGGUGGAUGGACAGAGCUACCUACUUCUGAUCAGAGAUGAGGGAGGGCCUCCAGAAUUGCAGUUUGCUGCCUGGGUGGAUGCGGUGGUGUUCGUCUUCAGCCUGGAGGAUGAGAUCAGCUUCCAGACAGUCUACAAUUACUUCUUGCGCCUAUCCAGCUACAGGAACACAGCUGAGGUCCCCAUGGUGCUCGUUGGAACACAAGAUGCCAUCAGUGCUGCCAACCCCAGAGUGAUCGAUGACUCGCGAGCCAGAAAGCUGUCAAACGACCUGAAGCGCUGCACAUAUUACGAGACCUGCUCCACCUAUGGCCUGAAUGUGGAGCGCGUCUUUCAGGACGUUGCCCAGAAGGUUGUGGCCAUGAGGAAAAAGCAGCAGCUCUCUAUUGGUCCGUGCAAAUCUCUCCCCAACUCUCCUAGCCACUCUUCAGUCCCCGCUGCAGCCAUCCCCUCUGUUCACAUCAACCAGGCGGCCAAUGGUGGGGGUGCGUUCAGCGACUACUCCUCCUCUGUUCCCUCCACCCCCAGCAUAAGUCAGCGGGAGAUGCGCAUUGAGACCAUCGCUUCCUCCAACACGCCCACGCCCAUCCGCAAGCAGUCGAAGCGCCGCUCCAACAUUUUCACAUCACGGAAAGCCAGUGAACAAUCAAAGAGCGUUGACAGUAAAACAGACAGCAUAGGCAGUGGAAGGGCCAUACCUAUCAAACAGGGAAUCCUUCUGAAGCGAAGUGGCAAAUCCCUCAACAAGGAAUGGAAAAAGAAAUAUGUCACACUGUGUGAUAAUGGCGUCCUUACUUACCACCCCAGUUUACACGACUACAUGCAGAAUGUGCAUGGGAAAGAGAUCGACUUGCUGAGGACAACGGUAAAGGUUCCUGGGAAGCGACCGCCCAGAGCCGUGGCAACCGUCGCCCCGACAGCUAGUCCCAAAACCAACGGGCUGACCAAGGACCGCAGCACCCUGCAGCUGGGCAUCGGAAACACAGGUGCUCCUCACUCCAACAGUAGUUCGUCCCUGCAGACGGGCGCCUCGUUGUUUGGCAGCAGUAAAGACGGCAUGCACCAACGCUCCUUCUCUGUGUCCAGCGCCGACCAGUGGAAUGAAGCCAUCAACACCAGUACAAGCAGCGGAGCCCCCAAUGGAGUGAGUGAUCCUGCGAGCUCCAGUGUGGGCAGCGCCACCAGUCCAAAGCUUGAGCCGCCUCCUUCUCCACACGCCAACCGCAAGAAGCACAGACGGAAAAAGAGCACGGGCAUCACAAAGCCCGACGGCUUAUCUGCAGGCAACGAAGAACAAGAGGAUUCCUUUGAGUUCAUCAUCGUGUCGUUGACGGGUCAGACGUGGAACUUCGAAGCCUCUACGUACGAGGAGAGGGAGCUGUGGGUCCUAGCCAUCGAGAGCCAGAUCUUCGCCAGCCUGCAGUCCUGCGAGAGCAUAAAGAACAAGUCUCGGUUAGGCAGCCAAAGUGAUGCAAUGGCCAUUCAGUCCAUACGGAACGUGAGGGGGAACAGCUUCUGUGUGGACUGUGAUGCACCCAACCCCGACUGGGGCAGUCUGAACCUGGGCUCCCUGGUGUGCAUCGAGUGCUCGGGGAUCCACAGGAACCUGGGCACCCACCUGUCCCGCGUGCGCUCCCUGGACUUGGACGACUGGCCGGUGGAGCUCAGCAUGGUGAUGACGGCCAUCGGGAACGCCAUGGCCAACAGCGUGUGGGAGGGGGCUCUGGAGGGCUACAGCAAGCCAGGCAACGACACCACCAGGGAGGAGAAGGAGUGCUGGAUUCGAGCCAAGUACGAGCAGAAGCUGUUCCUGGUGGGCUUGCCGCAGUCCGACGUGCCCCUGGGCCAGCAGCUGCUGCGGGCCGUGGUGGAGGACGACCUGCGGCUGGUGGUGCUGCUGCUGGCCCACGGCACCAAGGAGGAGGUCAACGAGACGUACGGGGACGGGGACGGACGCACCGCGCUGCACCUCUCCUGCGCCAUGGCCAACGUGGUCAUCACGCAGCUGCUCAUCUGGUACGGAGUGGACGUGUCGAGUCGGGAGGCUCGGGGUCAGACCCCUCUGUCCUACGCGCGGCGGGCCGGCAGCCAGGAGUGCGCCGACAUCCUGCUCCAGCACGGCUGCCCCAACGACACCAGCAGCCUGUCGUCCGUGGCAACGCCCAACAUGAGCCGCCGCAACCCCAACCCCAACAUCAACAACAACAACGCCCAGUGCGAGCUCAACCGUAGCAUCAGCAUCAUGUAGAGACGAGACGCAGAUAGACCCCAGCGCCCACCCCCCCCCCCCCUCUGCUUCACACUGUGUAACCCAGAAUCCUUACCAACGCAGAGAGAGUGAUGGACUCAUUGUUAAUAUUCCACUAUGCUCAAAGAAGUGGUAGUUCGGGGGUCGGACAUUGUACAUUGUUUGUUUUAUAUAAUUGUUUUUUUAUUUGUUGAAUUUGUUCUAUCUUGGUCUGAAACAAUCACGAUCAGCUUUAAGCUUUGUGUUUUUUAAGCGCCAACCAAACAAAUGACUUACUUUGGCAUUCAUACCUACCCUACGAAAAGCAUUUCCUUAAUGCUUGAACAUUUCCUUUUUAUGUCUUCCCCUUCUGCGACGUGAACUGAUUUCAUAAUGAGCUUGAAAUGAGAGAAACUUCCUUCACAUUUCCAAGCCUGAGCAUUAUAACAUAAAUCUGUGAGUAAUAGUUUAACAAGUGACAAAAACACUAAGGGAAACUAAAUCUUCCAUGAUCCCAGUGGCUGUUACAGCUUUAGUAAUGAUGCAUGUCUUUAACACAGCUAUCAAACUCUUGACAUACUAUUCAUAUACAAAGGCAAAGCAAUUAUAGAUGAAGAGUCCAAAUGAUUUAGAUACUUAAUUCACAGGAAAAUGGGUUCGGAUCAUCAUAAAGGAGUUGAUUGCAGAAUUCCUGUCGGGGUGAAAGUAAGUCAUUUCCUUCGCCACCCUUAUCGUGAUCCUCCAGUAAAAGUGUCCGUGACUACAAAGGAAUUAAGGGGCAUCGUGUUUUAUGACCAUCGAGCCACACGGCUUUGUAAGCGUGCCUCUUCAAUCAGAAUUCAUUCAAAUUCAAAGGUUUGAUUGAAACAGUGAGAUCACACUGAUAAUGAUGUCUUUGUUGGAGUAAUUCUCCGAUUGACUCGAUUGUGUUGGUAAUUAUUUGACAUAGAUAGAUACUGGAAUAUCCUUCCACCUCCCCGCGGCCACAGCCUGUAGAAGCGGUACUCACGAGAUGAUUUCCUCUUUUGUUGCUGUGAAAUACAUAUAUGAUACUGUGUGUGUGCGUCCGUGCAUAACUGUACAACACGUGUGUGUGUGUGUGUGUGUGCUUACGUCUUUCAUCUGUGAUAGCAGAGAGCCACCGGGCAUUUCUGUUCAUAAAACAUUUACACCAGAGAGAAGACACCCGCAGUGAAGAUUUUGGAACAUAACUGUGUUUGAAUGUACAGACGUCUGUAAAAAGUAGUUCUUGUUCCUUCACCUUAUUCCUUAUAAGAACAUACUUAGACUUUUAGAGUCCAGAAAACAACCUCUUUCCUUUCCCUUCAAACUGUGUCGGCUUAAACGCAGAGAGUUAACAAAAAGCAUUCAAACGACAUUUAGGAUUAAAGUGAGCUGGGGGUUAAAGUAGCUUGACUCUCUUUGCAUUAAGUAAUACAAAUGUACAGUAUUCCACUGACAUAAGCUGAUUAAUUUAUAGGUAAGAAAUUAAUUCAGGUGGAGUUGGCACAAUGUGUAUUUACCCUUUGAUUCAACUGCCAAUUUUAAGGUUUUUAAACCGUCUUGAUUUUAUGAGUUUACAAGAGCAGGAUAUAUGUUUACAGAGGCAGUUAUUAACUUUGUGUACCUUUUUGUUCAGGUUUCUGUUGUUGCUUUACAAUAUUUCUGUUCUAAGAGCCCACAGGGACUGAAUUAUGUGGUCAAACGAGGGUGUUUGUAAAUCGAUGAAAUGGCGAUAUUGUAAAGAAAACUGUGAUAUUUUUGGGACAGCUUAUUUGCUUUCUUGAUCAGAACAUCCAUUACACUCGUGUGUGUGUGCAUUUAGUACAGACCUGGAGUCUGGAGGGGAUUAGCAUGGCCUAGCUAACAGUUAGCCUGGUUUAGCAUAAAGUUACACCAUGUGGCGACGUCUUAAAAAACACAUUUUAAAAUUGUACUUUCUUUUUUUUUGUUCUAAUUAAAUACAGAAGACACCAGACUUUAGUGCAAGACACUGGUGUAAGUAAAGACUUUGAACCUACUUCCGUAACAUGCAUACUUUUUUAAAAACAUGAUAGUUUUGAUGCGUUUUUAUUUAGUUUUGUUUCAUUUUACAAUGUUACCCAGUGUUUAAAACAGCCUGCUGGCUUCACCUCUGUACUUAACGCACAGGAAUGAGAGUAAUAUCGAUCUUUUCAUCAAGAAAGCGAAUAAGAACUUUUCCCAACAUCCUUAAAAUGACCACAAAUUCAACUAAAACCUUCAAAUGUACUUGUACUGAACAGUGGUACUUGCCUUAUUUCUGAUUUACUUGACCGACUGAUUUCAAAAAGUACAUUUCAGUGUCCAAGGGGAUUAUGAGAGGAGUUUAUUGUGUAAAGAUGACCUGAACCCUUAUUGACAUACUGUAGAGGAGAUGAUGAAAAGACACUAGAAGAAACCUGCCUGUUUUCCCUUAAACAUCAAUUGGAAGUGUAAAUAUUAGCUAAAGCUUUUAUCUGAAGACGAGCUCCUCCUAGAGAAACAAACUAAACUGGUUUUAGGUCUCCUUUGAACCAUUUUUUGAUACGUUGGUUUUUUUUUGUUUCUCUUUAGACAUAUUUUUAAGGUACUUCUGUUUGGUUUCAUUAACCGACCAUCUUUGGUACUUGUGUAUAAUGAUGUACAUUUGACAUAUUUAUAAUGCAGUUUGUAAAUAUCUUUUUUUUGUUUUGUUUUGUUCAAGUUAUUUUCCUAUUGUAAUUCCUUUUACGUUCAGAACGUGGAACAAAGCUAAAGAGUAACUUGGUGUAUGCUUGGAUGCUCGGCUGACUGUUGACCUAUAAAUAAACACUCAAAUAAAACGAUGUAGCCUUCCCUGCAUUUGGGGAAAUCGA